Rasamsonia emersonii CBS 393.64 is the source of this 939-nucleotide messenger RNA. RefSeq lists its product as uncharacterized. The transcript is spliced from 2 exons. Lineage: Eukaryota; Fungi; Ascomycota; Eurotiomycetes; Eurotiales; Trichocomaceae. Bases 1 to 939 code for a protein of 312 amino acids. The record is from RefSeq and is a predicted model, not a curated record.
AUGGCUGUCAGUUAUCGACAUGGCCUCUCCAUCUUGGAGGUUGUCGUGUACAUUCCUGCCCUUUUCAUGGCUCUGUGGAUGGCCUACCGCCAUGGAUUUGGGAGAAGUUCGGGGUGGAUUUUCUUCGUCAUAUUCUCACUGCUCCGCGUGAUCGGUUCAUGCUGUUAUCUGGCCACCAUCAGCAACCCGACUUCAACCAAUCUGUACAUUACGUGGGCCGUCUGCAAUUCGAUCGGGUUAUCGCCCUUGACUUUGGCCUGUAUAGGCCUCUUGUCGCGAGUGAAUGACUCUAUUAAACGAAAGACUGGGAACCCGUUGCCCUCUAUUCUCUUCAGAUUCACCGGCGUGAUCACUUUGGUUGGCUUGAUUCUGAGUAUCGUAGGCCAGACGGCGAGUUCGGAUCCCACGAAUGGCCUGGUCAACGCCAAGACGAAGAUUGGCCUGAUCAUGUUUCUCAUUGCAUGGGUGGGAUUGUGCAUCUUGCUGCUUCUGGUCGGAUCUCGCUAUCGUGGCAUCGAAGACGGAGAGCACCGCUUGCUUCUGGCUGUAGGACUCUCGAUUCCUCUGCUUCUCGUGCGUCUCAUCUACUCUCUUCUGGUGGCUUUCACUCAGAACCCGUCGUUUAACAUGAUCACUGGGAAUGUCACCAUCAUGCUUGUCAUGGAUGUCUUGGAAGAAAUUAUCAUCGUCCUCAUCUGUCUUGGCAUCGGCUUGACCCUGUCAGUACGACAAAGCGCCGCAUACAUCGAAGUCCAGACAUCAAUUCAGUCAACCGAGCAUAACGGUCUGUAUCCCCGGGAUGAGUCGGGGAAGUAUCUGAGCCAAAAUGAUCAGAAUAUUCCCAACUCUGAGAGAAGACAAAGACAGAGGCGACGAGGCGGUCCUAUCACUCAGCUCGUUGGGCUGGUGAUUGACGAGAUCAAUGCCAGACGUCAGUAA